AUGCACGAACAGACCCCAGACACCCAACUCACCUACGAGGUCCCUAACUAUGAAUCCGGGGAUAUCUUUCUCAGGUCGCUGGGGUCGGUCUCCGCACCUCAGCUAUGUGUGCAAGAACCAGGCUUGCUUCUCGUCAUGCACUCGAGGCCCAAACCAGUCUUCGGAAAACCCGUCAAUAUAAUGGCGGUGCCAUACGAGCAAGGGACAUUCCGUAGAAUACUCGAGCGUCUAUAUCAGCACCGAUCCCUCGCCUUCUUGCACGGCAGGAUCUCCACUGCUGUGUUCAACAUAAGACCGGUGACAGUGAACUCUGGUGGCUCAGAGAACUCAGCAAUCGUGUACAACUGCAAGUCCGACACAGCAUCACCAGCCAAACCAGACGACGUAGCCAUGUCCGUAACACAUCUUCCUAGCCAACGGAUGACAUACGCAAUGAUGUAUGGGUGUACUCCUCAAGUCAUCAAGCUUGUUUCAGCAUGGCUCAAGGUAUUCAAGGGACAGGCUCUCCAUCCCUUGAUCAUGCCACUGGUAUUCGCGGAGCUCGAACGUAAACGUCUCUUCAAUGUCCUAGACCGUGAGCAGAUGGAACUUAGGCAGUGGAUUCUCACUCUUGAAGACAAGCUUCGUCUAGAAUCGGAGCUCCCUAAGCCGGAUACGGAAGAAGUGGAGCUUGUAGCCCAGAGCAGAGACACCCAGUCAACGAAAUUAUGGCUCGAUGUUAGUAUUCUCAAGAACGGACUGGAAAGCCUUCACGAUCAGGUCGUGAAAAUGAUUGAGCAAUCCGAAAUUCUGGCAACAACAGUCUUCAAACAACCAGCCCAAGGCAGUCAAGAUAUCGAUCACCACACUGAGGAGCGUAAGACAGGUGAAAGAAUCAAAACUAGAUUGUCCGAGAUGAUCGCGGAGUUUGACAGUAAAGUAAGAACUUGCGAUAGUCUACUUGGAGGAAUGGCGCUGGCCGCACAGAUGGAGUCGAAUUACUACACCAGACGAGACGCUAAAGUUGCGAUUGCUAUCGCUUUCGCCACAAAGAAAGAUGGCAGUCAAAUGAAGAGUAUUUCGCACUUGGGAAUGAUCUUCUUGCCGGGCACCUUUCUUGCUAGUAUUUUUUCGAUGUCGUUCUUCAACUGGACGCCCCCUGAUAGCUCUCAAAUCAUCUCACCCUGGGUGGCCAUUUAUUUUGCAAUGGCGCUCGUCGUCACCGUGCUUACCGUCUGGAGAAUGAGAGAAUGGAUGAAGAAAGAUGAAUUAAGGGCGAUGAAACAGUUCUUGAAGGACAUCGGCGAUGUUGAAUCGCAGCCUACACGCGAUUUGUGA
Messenger RNA from Colletotrichum tamarilloi, 1317 nucleotides. RefSeq lists its product as uncharacterized. The record is from RefSeq and is a predicted model, not a curated record. NCBI's taxonomy places the organism in Eukaryota, Fungi, Ascomycota, Sordariomycetes, Glomerellales, Glomerellaceae. The transcript has 5 exons. The coding region runs from base 1 to 1317 and encodes 438 amino acids.